Molecule: messenger RNA, 1382 nt
Organism: Cornus florida
Lineage: Eukaryota; Viridiplantae; Streptophyta; Magnoliopsida; Cornales; Cornaceae
Product: microtubule-associated protein RP/EB family member 1C-like
Exons: 6
Coding region: 136-1113 (325 amino acids)
Biological process (GO): spindle assembly; protein localization to microtubule plus-end; thigmotropism
Cellular component (GO): spindle midzone; microtubule plus-end; microtubule organizing center
Molecular function (GO): microtubule plus-end binding
Source: RefSeq, a predicted model, not a curated record
AGAAGAAAGAAUCCCGCCCUCAUUUCAAAAACCACUCUCUCUCUCUAAAACGCACUCUCUCUCUAUACGCGCGGACCACUACAGCCCUAGAAAGUCGUCAAACAGAGAGGGAGAACAGUUAGAUAGAAGAUCGAAAUGGCGACGAACAUUGGAAUGAUGGACUCGGCUUACUUCGUCGGCAGAUCAGAGAUCUUGUCAUGGAUCAAUUCCACUCUCCAACUCAAUCUCUCCAAAGUUGAAGAGGCGUCUUCUGGUGCGGUACACUGCCAACUGAUGGAUGCGGCUCAUCCUGGAAUUGUGCCGAUGCACAAGGUCAACUUUGAUGCCAAGAACGAGUAUGAGAUGAUACAGAACUACAAGGUUCUUCAGGACGUGUUUAACAAACUCAAGAUAACCAAGCAUAUUGAGGUGAACAAGCUAGUGAAAGGGAGGGCGCUGGAUAAUCUGGAGUUCAUGCAAUGGAUGAAGCGAUACUGCGAUUCAGUUAGCAGAGGCGCUCUCCACAGUUACAAUCCUUUGGAAAGGAGAGAGGCUUGCAAAGGAGGAAAAGAUGUGGCCAAGAAAUCUGCACCAUUACCUUCAACCAAGUCUUCAACAGUUGCCCCCAGAACUCAGUCCUCCCACACUACUCGAAGAAAUGAUGUAUCUUCUGUAAGCACUACAAAUCAAUCUGCUAAGCCCCCUAAACCUUUCUCUGGUGGAGGGCCCGAGUAUGAACAACAGAUCACAGAGCUGAAGCUGUCAGUUGAUAGUCUAGAGAAAGAGAGGGACUUCUACUUUGCAAAGUUGAGGGAUGUAGAGAUCUUGUGCCAGUGUCCGGAGAUUGAAAAUAUACCAGUUGUUGAAGCAAUAAAGAGGAUACUGUACGCUACAGAUGAUACAUCAGUGGUGGCAGAAGCGCAAGCCAUGAUAUCCCAGCAUCAGGAUCAAGCAGAGCCAUUGAGUCCCAUUUCUGAGGUUCCAGAGGACAGGCCACAGGCCGAUACUCAGAAGAGAAAAAACAUUAUCAAUGUUGAUGUUGAAGCCGCUGCAAACACUACAUUGUCUCCAAGGCAAAGGAUUUCUGAUGUUUCUGAUGUCCAUUGCAGCGGAUCACCCCUUAUGACUUACUGAUCAUUUCUUCAUAUUGAAGAUGAAUGCCUUGGUUCUAGCUGGUUUACAAAACAAUUCCCUUUUACCGUCUUUCCCGUUUAUCUUUUUUACUAGUUUACAUGUCAAAACUAGUUUGACAAUAUUGUGUUGCUAAAAGGAGUGUAUCAAAUCUCUUUUCUUCAAUUUCAAUGCUGCGUUGUGGAACUUUGAGUCCGUUGGGUUUUUGAGAAUCAGCUCAUUGAUCUUAUAAGCCCAUUUGCAAUUAUAUCAGAUUUCCCUGAAGAAAAUAA